AUGGAGGAGAAGUCGCAAUCCCUGGAAAACAAAAGCAAAAGCAAGAAGACCAUCUUAUCGGAAUCGGAGUUGGACGACGAGCCCUUCACAGAAGAAGACCUCCAAGCCAUUGAAGCCGCAUUCGAAGCUGCCACUUCUUUCUCUCUCCCCAAAAAGCGACGGUCCAGCCCAGAGGACGACGACGAAACCCAACAACACCACUCCAAGAUUGACCGCCGCCGCCUGCCCAGUUCAGUUCUCGCUCUCCAGCAUCCAAACGCAUUCUCUCUCUCCCCUUGUCGUCAAGCCAAUAUAAGGAUGAGAUAUCCUGUGAUGAAGUUUGGAGGUCAGAUUACAUAUAGCAGGACUGCAGUUCAAGUAGAGAAAGCUGCCAUGGAGGUUCUAAAGAUUAUUGAAGCAAAGGAAAAAGAAACGGGCCAAACUGCAGUUGGAUUUGACAUUGAGUGGAGACCCACAUUCCAAAGAGGUGUUCCACCUAGGAAGGCUGCGGUUAUGCAGAUAUGUGUAGACACAAGUUGUUGUCACGUAAUGCAUAUUGUUCAUUCGGGGAUUCCUCAAAGUCUGCAGUUACUUCUCGAAGAUGCAUCAAUUUUGAAGGUUGGACUUGGCAUUGCCGGUGAUUCUGUUAAGGUUUUUAAAGAUUAUAAUGUCUCUACUAAAGCUGUUGAAGAUCUUAAAUAUCUAGCUAAACGAAAGCUUGGUGGAGGUCUGCAGAACUGGGGUCUUGCAUCUCUUACUGAGAAGCUUAUAUGCAAACAGCUUUUGAAGCCCAACAAAAUUAGAUUGGGAAACUGGGAGGCCAAGUUUUUAUCAAAGGAGCAGCUGGAGUAUGCUGCUAUUGAUGCAUUCACAUCAUGGCAUCUUUAUGAGGUGUUAAAGAGCCUCCCUGAUGCUGAGAAAGUUACACCUGACAAUCAGAGUGAGGAACUGCAAGCUGUAUCAUUGUAA
Messenger RNA from Prunus armeniaca (apricot), 948 nucleotides. The record is from the annotation of a GenBank genome assembly. NCBI's taxonomy places the organism in Eukaryota, Viridiplantae, Streptophyta, Magnoliopsida, Rosales, Rosaceae.